UCCAUAGAAUUUAAUAUGGCAUCACAGCAGUCAUCUCCAUCAACAGAGGAUCAGGCUUCCUCCGAAAUAGAUGAUCUCUGUCUAUCACUGCAAGUGCAGCGAGAGUCUACACAGAAGAAAACCUUCACUAGCUGGAUAAAUUCAAUAUUGGCAAAGCAUACACCUCCUUCAGUUGUCUCAGACCUGUAUACAGACAUAAGGCAAGGACAUUUGCUUUUGGAUCUGUUGGAAGCGCUUUCAGGUGAACGUCUGCCACGGGAAAAAGGAUUUAAUACCUUCCAGUGCAGAAGCAACAUAGAAAAUGCUUUGACAUUUUUAAAGAGCAGAUCACUCAAGCUCAUAAAUAUUCAUGUUGCUGACAUUAUUGAAGGAAAACCUUCCAUUGUGCUUGGCCUAAUUUGGACAAUUAUAUUUCAUUUUCAUAUUGAAGAACUUGCUGGGACACUUGCUUGUGCUUACAAUCAGCCUUCACGUGAUGGUUCAGGUGCUGUUGACUCCUCUCCAAAGGCAAGCCGAUCAGCUAAAAAAAGUGCUAAAAUUAAGGAACGGUGGAAGGUGUCUGCUACAAAUGCUCUUUUGCUAUGGGCAAAAGAACAGUGUUCACUGCACGGCUCUAUCAACGUGACUGAUUUCAAGUCAAGCUGGCGAAGCGGACUGCCUUUUUUAGCUGUCAUCCAGACCUUACGACCAGGUCUAGUUGAUCUGGAGAAGGCAAAAGCUCGAAGCAACAAGGAAAACCUGAAAGAGGCUUUCAAGAUUGCAGAACUAGAGCUGAAUAUUCCACGGCUUCUUGAACCUGAAGAUGUUGAUGUUGUGAAUCCAGAUGAAAAAUCAAUCAUGACUUACGUGGCUCAGUUUUUGCAGUACUCCAGGAAUUUGUGUGAGUCUGAAGGAGACAUGCAGGAGAAAGUAAAAGAGGCUGUGAGCUGGUUGGCUGCACAGGAGGAGAAGUUAGCAAAGUUGCUGGUUGACACAGAGAAUGAAACAUAUUAUCAGAAGUGCAAAGAAAUGAUGUCAUUUAUGGAAUCAUUUAACGAGGAAAAAAAACCCUUUAUGCCUGUGUUGUCAUCAAAAAGAAGUGAAGCUGAGCUGAGUGGAGGCCAGCAGCAGAUGAGAGAAGAGUGGGAUAAGCUGAUCUCACAGAUUAACAAAUGGAAAAUGAAGCUGGACCAGAUGUUGCCCUCCCCUCUGGGUAACAUUGAGGCUUGGCUUCAGGAGGUAGAACAUCUGCAGGCAGAAGAUUUGCCUGAUUUGCAGGACCCAUUUAAAGCAAUGUUUGCCUUCAGAGAAAUUAUUGUAGUAUUUAAGGGCUUGAUGGAUCAUUUUGAUUCUCACUGGGACACCCUUCAAUCAUUUAAGAAUGAGGAUGGGAAGAAUAUGCCACUAGUCUUGCCUGAAAAGUUAGAGGAAAUGAAAAGAAGAUUCAGCAAUAUUCUAUUCACAAACUCCAGCACCUUUCUUGAAUACCACUAUGGACUUUGCACAGCUGUUGCCGAUGAGGUGAUGUUAAAGCUAAAUAUCUGGGAUAUGAAAUAUGGGACAAAAGAGUCUGUGGAAUCUCUGCUGGAAAAUUGGAAUAAUUUCAUUGAAGAAAAGAGGCUUGAAGCACUACUAGAAACUGCUACUCACAUCUGUGAAGAUCUGAAAAUCAAAACCAUAAGUGGUCCUGGCUUGGCUGGAGAUCCUGAAGAAAUUUGCAGACUUUCUAAGACAGUGGAGUCAAAGAUUUCUAUGUGCAGAGACUAUAUUUCCAAUGUAAAUACCACUCUACAGAAAGUCCUGUCUUCCUGGAGUAACUAUACAGAAAACAUCCGCUUGCUAAAGUCAUGGCUGGAAGAAAUACGGAAUGAGCAUCCGAAGGAGAUCCCUGCUGAGACCCUGGCAAAGUGGAAUUCAGUUCAUGGUUCCUUAAAUGAAGCUGGCAACUAUCUCAUUGAAGUCAGCAAAGAGCAAGUUGGAUCAAAUAUUGCCAAAGAGCUGAAGAAACUCAACAAGAGAUGGGCUAAGUUCAUCAAGAGGACACACUUUAUUGGCGAAGAGGGCACAAAUGCUGCUGAAAAGACCAAAGAGCUUCCAGGGAGCGCGGAGAAAAUUGAAGAGCUCCUUGCAGGGGUGGACAGCUGGGCAGCAGAGGUUGGACACCUGCUUGGCAAGAUCAGUCAUGAAAAUCCUGUGGAACCUGAGAUGGAGGAACAUUUGCAGAGCUUGGCUGCAAGGGCAACCACAUGCCAAGAACAAGUUGUGGCGGCAGAAGAGAUAUUGCAGUCCCUGAUGCAAAAUGUUUCAAGUCAGAUAUCCCAACAGCAUUCUCACACUACCGGGCUGCAGGCACGAAUUAAAGAAGCUGGCAAGAAGAUAGAGGUUCUUACGAGUGAUAUGAGCAACAUCUUGUCCAAAUCUGAGAAGACACCUGCAGAGAAGGAGGCUUUGCUCAGUUUUGAAGAGUCACAGAAAGAACUUGAGGCCUCCAUUUCAAAGGCUGUGCAACUUGUCAAACAAAAAUCAAGUCCUGAAGAAUGUAUUUCAAGAUAUGAGGAAGCUUUUAAUGCUCUGAACAGUAAAGUUCUUGACAAAUUUUUGAAAGCCGCUGAACAACUGAAAAAUAUUUCAUCUGCCCAUGGAAAGCUGGCAGUGGAAGAAAAGAAUAAAGAUGUUCAAGAUGUUCGUAAAAGAUGGGAGGCAGCUCGUCAUGAAAUAGUAUCCUAUAUCCAGCUCAUAGUAGAAAGGGAAAAAAAGAAAUUUAAUGCAACUUUAAAAAAAAUCAAUAAGCAGUUGGGCAAAGAGAAGAAACUCCUAAGUAUGGAUAAAACCAAAGGGCUCAUCAAGGAACAUGAGGCCUUUUUUUCACAUGAAGGCAGCCUGAAGGAUCUUAGCACGUCAUUAGAAAACCUUAAAAUAUUGGGAAGACUAUCAGAAGAGACUAUCCCAGAUAUACAGACACUGACUGCAGACUGUGAACAAAGGCUAGAAAGGCUUCAACAAAUUGUGGCAGAUACUUACAUGGCCCUGAUGGCUCGUGCUGGAAAAGGACAAUCAUCUGAGAAAGAGAGCUCCAUUGUUCCUUCUGAGAAUGGAGAAAAGCAUGUUUUUCCUCAACAAAUAAAUAUCCUUUCAGUACAGGAGACCUCAACACCUACUGCAGUUUUGGAACCAGAUGUGAAACAUCAUAAUGGAGAAAGCUAUGCAAAGAAAUUUGAGGAAAGCAGUGAUUUGCAUAUACCAGCUUUAUUAGAGAGCUACGACACACAAAAAAGUAACCUGGAGGAACUUCUUCAAAUCAGCAGAGAGAAAGUAGCAUCUGGCUUUACUGAUGAAAUAAAAGGCACUUCAUGCCUUCAGAAUAAGCUGCUUGAACUUCAGGUGAUAGAGAGUGAAAGCAAUUCUGGUUGGACACAAUUGGAAAACAUUGCAUCUACCUUAGAAAAUCUUGUGGAUGAAGUUCAGCAAGCUGCUAUCUCUGAGACGAGAAGCAAACUAAAAGGAGAAUGGAAAGAACUUCAGGAUAUUAUAAGUACCAGAACAAAUUCUUUAAGGACUGCUUUGGAAAUCGUUUUGCCAAUAGAAAAUGAAUCCAAUCUUCUAUGUGAAUUAGAUCAGCGGCUGAAGAAAAAGGACAUCCAGCAGUUUAAUCUGAUGAAUAGUGAUCUUGCUUAUAGGGAACUAAAGGAGCUACAAAGAUCCAUAUUAAAUCAGAUUGAAGUAUGUAAACAAUUGGAACACCUGGAUGGUUCAGCAAGAGAUGAAUUUAAUCCAUUAGAUCUGCAAGCUGCGAGUAAAAUUAGGAUUUACUAUCAAAAUCAAUUUGAAGAAAUGAGCCAUAAAAUGCAGAUACGCGAGACAGUCCUUAAAGAUCUGGAAGCUUUUAUGGCCUCAUUGAGGAAGAUUCAGUCUUCAAUCAAAUGUCUGUCAGAUCCCCCAGGUCAACCUGAAAUACAGGGAAAUGCGUUGAGAGAGGUUGUGCAAGAGGUCGCUCAUAUGGCAGAGGAGGCUAAAUGUUUGGAUGAACGCUUGAAAACAGUUGAUAUCUGUUUAGAAGAUGCUGAAUGUGGGAGGAAGACUUCCUGUGAAAAAGUUGUUCGAACUUUAUCUGAAGAGCUAAAUGUGACUUAUGAGCCCUCAAGUGAACAGAUGCUUACAGAAGAAAAGGACUUAUACAAGAUUUUUUCCACAAAAAAUGGUGAACUCCUUAAAAACAUUCAGGAUCUACGUGACAGAAUUAACAAAAUAGGCUUGAAAGAUCCAACAAUUCCAGCUAUUCAACAAAGGAUAAAAUCAUUGACAGAAUUGGAAAAGGAAUUGGAUUGUGCUGCUGUUGAAAUGAAACCUAUGCGAGAGAUUGCUAAUAAGCUCCCACACAUCAAAGAGGAGAAAGCAGAGGAAGCAAAUGAACAAUGCAAACAUACAGAGACAUUAUGGGAGGAUACAAAACUCUUGCUUGCUGAAUGCCAGGAGCAGUGUGCAAGGGCUCUGGAGCUCCUGAAGCAAUAUCAAAGCUGCAAAACUAGUCUGACCAGCAUCAUCCAGAAACAGGAGAUUGUGCUUUCACAACAAACUUCUUACAUGGGGAAGGAGAAUUUGAACAGACUAAUAAAAAAGAUUGAAGAAGCAAAAGAGGAAUUUAAUGAUCACUCUGAAGAUGUAGACAAAAUAAAUCAGAUCUGUAAAAACCUUCAGUUCCAGCUCAAUAAAAUGAGAAGCUUUGAGGAGCCUCCAUUCGAGAAUGAGGCAAACAUUAUUGUGGACAGAUGGCUGGAUAUAAAUGAAAAGACUGAAAACUACUGUGAUAAUUUGGGAAGAGCUCAGGCGCUGUGGGACAAACUUCUUAGUUUAUCUGACACAAUUGACGCUUGGGCAAGUGCAGAACUUAAGAAUGCAGAGAACCAUUGUCGGACUGAAGAGGACCUUAUGCAGCUGAAGGCAUGCUUACGAGUUCAAGAGCAGAAGCUCCAGAAAUUUGACAACACAGUAGCUGAGAUAGAAGAACUUCUGAACAGUAAUGAAACUCCACUGGAGCUACAGGUCAUUAGAACAUCUGUUGUGCAAAAAAUGGAGCUAGUAAAAGAGCUGUUGUCGACGAAGCAGGGGACCAGUGAACUCAGCGUGAAUACAGCAGAACUGAAAGGAGACCUUGAUCUGGCCAAGACACAGAUUGGAAUGACUGAAUCACUUUUGAAAGCUUUAUCUCCUUCUGACACCUUAGAGAUCUUUACUAAAUUAGAGGAGAUACACCAGAAAAUUCUGCAACAAGAACACGAUGUGACAUUACUCCAGGAGGAGACGGACUGCCCUGGUGUGGAUGAAUUAAAUAAGCAGCUUAAAUGUGUAACUGAUUUAUUUAAUAAGAAGAAACAUGUGUUUCAAGAUCACUUUAUUGGUGUUAUGAACCGUCAGUGCAAAAAUUUUAAUGACUGGUUUAGCAGCACUCAGCUGUCUUUGAAGGACUGCUUUGACCCCUCGGAAACAAAACCAAUACUGGAAGAAAAACUUCAGAGGCUAAAGCACUUCUUAAUAUCCGAAGGCAAAGACAGAGAUAUCCAAGAGGUUAAAACUUUAUUGAAUAAAGUGAAGCAUUACUUGCCCAAAGCAAGCAUUAACCACCUUAACAGCCGUGUGAGAGAUCAAGAAGCUGAACUACAAAGAUUGAUCUCCAAAUGUCAGAAACGAGAAAAAGAACUUGAUGGUUCUCUCCAGCAACUCAGCAGCCUUGAAGAAAGCAGCACUGCCUUGGAAGAAUGGCUUGCUGCUCAGGAAGAAAGACUAGAAGAAAUUAAAAAAGAUGAAACAAAACUUGAAAACUUCUGUAAGACAUUAUUAAUGCAGAGAAAACCAUUUGACUCCAUGGCUCAGCUAGCAAAUUCCUUGAGGGAGGCUGGGCUGACAGAAGAUGAAACUAUUUUGGAAGCCAGUGAUCUUAUCAGUAGAUUCCAGACACUGAUAACGCACAUUAGUGAAGCAGCAGAGAAUAUCGGGAGAGUUCCAGUGGAUGGACAAAAUUUUGAAGAACUUGCCCAGGAUGUUUCUUGCUGUAUCAAAAGGCUUGAGGAGGCUGUUAGUAACCUGAGUUUAAAGGAAGGCGAGUUGCCACCAGAUGAAAGGAUUAAUCAGAUAAAGGAAAUCACAGCUCUCAAAGAUACAGGAGAGGCCAAAGUACAGAACAUGGUAGCUCUAGGAGAAACUUUAAUGAGAAAUGAGAAAAAUAAGAAGCCAGUGGUUCAACAGACUAUUUCUGAGCUCCAGGACCAGUGGGAAAGUGCCUGUCAGUUAGCCAUUGAAUGUAGAAGUCCUCAAGAGCAACCUAAGUUCAACAGGGAGCAGUAUGAGCAAAGCAAAGAACAUCUGAGACUGACUCUAACUGAACUGGAGAAACAACAACAGGAGACGGGUUUUGCCCUUCAGCCUAGUUUGCAGGAGAAGCAAGCUCAGCUGGCAAACCUUGCCGACCUCCUACAGAAAGCAGAAGACUUAACUUCACGAUUUAAUGAAUUGAAAAGCCAGGAGGAUCACUUACGGGGUCACACUGAGGAUCCCUGCUUCUCAGAUGCGGAAUGGUUGGAAUUAAAGCACCAACAUGAAAACCUGCUCAGGCAGUUACAGACCACAGUGCAGACAUUGGAAGGUCAUGUUCAGGAGCACCAGGAGUUUCAGGAUAUGGUAGCAGGCCUGAGCACUGAGCUGAGAACUCUCUCUGAGAAGACGGCUGAUUGUGAAGGUCCAGCAAGGGAACAAGUGUCAGCUGAGCAAAAUGUGUUGAAAUCACAGGAACAACAGGCAUCUCUUAGUCAAUGCAAAGACACGUUAAACAAGAUCUUGAUUUUAGCAGAAACUAUUAAGCAGAACACCUCUUCAUCGAGACAGAAGUUUAUUAAGGAUGAGAUUGAAACACUUCAGAGUGAACACAGGAGUGUGGAAGAAAGCCUUGAAAAUCUCAAGCAAAAGGAGGAAAAUACUUCUAGUGAAGCUCUUGAGUUGAAAGAUGAGUUUGGUAAUGAAAUACAAAUGGAAGAUAAGGCAGAGACAAUGCUAAAGAAAGAGAGAGAGAUCACUUCUGAUACUCUUGUUGCUGCGGAAGAGAGCCCCACAGCAGUGGAGUUAAAGGAGCCUUUGGAAAUGCAUAAUGGUCAAGAUGUAAAUGGAAAUAUAUCAGAGAAAGAGAAGCAAAACAAUCCACUUCUGGAGGAGAGCAGUGUAUUGUCAGACAGCCCAUUACAGGAUAUCCGUCAAAGCAAGGACACACUGGGGCAGACUGUUCAGGUGCCUGACCACUGUGUUCUAAUACAUGGUGAGGCUGAUAAAGAGAAUCCAGGUAUGGACGAACAUGAUAGGGUCCAAGAGGACUUUCUAGACAGUGCGGUUCACAGUGCUGAAGCAGAACUGGAAAGGUAUCGGGAUGGUCUUGGUAUAGAAGAUGAUGAAACAAGAAAGGAAACCCAUCCAGCAGAGGAGAAACCUAGUGAUGUCAAGAAUCAGUUAUAUAGAGAAGAUGUGGAGCAAGUUCAACAGAGGAUGUGCAGAAAAAGUCAAGUCAUGAUAUCUGCGGCAGCUGAGAAAGAUGGUCUGGAAUCAAAGCCCCUGGUUUCUGUACAUGAGAACACAGGUGCAGAAGUGGUUGUCCAGAAGGAACUGUUCCCUGAACUGCAGGUAAACACUGAAUAUUUUGAAGAGGAACAAAAGGUCAAUGAGCUGAAAAAUGAAGUGGCUGAACUGGAUAUCGUGCUCAUAAAUGAACAACUAAAAGAGCUGGAGAAUUUACAAACUGAACUGGAAACAUGGAAAACAAAAUCUUUGUGUCACAGUCAAGAAGCAUUUCCUAAUGCAAGAGGAUCAAACCAAGCAGAGCUGCAAACCACAGAGCCUGUGGUGCCCUGCUGGGACAGGCUGCUUCAAGAACUAAAUGCUGUGAAGGCCCUGAAGCAACAACAGUACUGUUUAAUUAAUGAGUACCAGAAAAAUCUUUCUGCUGCGCAGUCCUCAAUGAAAAAUUUAUCAACAGAGAAAGAUAACAUAAAAAUGGGUCCUAUGAACAACACAGUUCUUCUGGAGAAAAUUAAGGUGUGCAUAGAGUCCUUACGAAAAGAAAGAGAUGUCUUAACCCACUUGAAAACUCAGCAAGAAAGUUUAGCUCAGCAUUUAACGUGCAUGGAUAAAGUGUUAACUGAAAGCCAGAUGAGGCAACUGGAGCAGUGGUGGCAACACAUGGAACAAACAGUGCAAAAGAAACACGAUCAAGUUGUGGCAGAAAUCGAUGAAUAUAACCUUCUUAUGAAUAAAGCACAGGAUAUUCAGAGACUGAUACAACAACAGCAUUUACAAGCAGAGCUAUAUUCCUCAGGCAAAGGAAAAGCCAAAUACCCUGUACUUUGGACCACAGAGCUACAGGAUAUUAAACAGAGUCUUUCUCUAUUAAAAAGAAGGAUUGAACUGCAGAUGAAAAGAAUUUGGAGUGAUCAGGAGAAGGUAGCUUUGGAGAACUCUGUACAUGAUUUGCAGAGCAAAUUGGAAGGAUUAUCAGCGGAACAAGCUCCUCAAGAGGAUAUUCAGAUCAUUGGUCCCGCUCUUGCGAAAGACGAAAUGAUGAAGAGGCUGAAAGAAAACAUAUCAUGGAUCAAGGAUUCGCUAUCCUCUCUCGAUCAGAAAGCAGCACUUUUCCCCAGCAAUGUUAAAUCACAGAUCAGAAAUUGUCAGCUUAUCAAUACGGAAGUUCUAAACAGAGAGCCCGUGAUUGCAUCACUGGAUUAUGGGCUCCAGCACAUUGCUCCCAACUUGAAGCCAGAGGAGAUCUCUGACAUGACCUUCCUUUUACAAGCAUUGCAGAAUUCUUACAAGGCUCUGGUGUUGAAAUUGGCUCAAAGAUUACAGUACCUAGAGCUCCAGCUGGAGGAAAGGCAAAGGCUUCUUGCAGAAGUAGAAAAAGUUCACUGUCAGCUUCGAAAUGCUGAGAAGCUUUCCAGCCCUGACGUGAACCAAACCAGCACAUGCUCAGAAUUAAUCGAUCAACAGGCCAUUUUAAAGCAGAUUUUAAAGGACAUACAGGAAAUAGAAGGGCUUAUCUCAUCCCACUGUAAAGAGAGUCAGGUCACAGCUGGGGAGCUGAGUCUGUCCGAACAGCUGUUUUUGACUGAUCAAUUAAGAAAUCUGAAGAACAGAGCACGGAAGACACAGAGGCAAAUUCAGAGUAAGCUUGAUGAAUUAGAAAAAAAGAUAGCUGUCUACAGAGAGUUUGCUGAAGGAAUAACUUCAUUGCAGAAAGAUCUUAAUGAUCUACAGGACGAUGAAAUGAACCUGGAAGAAGAGGAGUUAUUAGGUGCCAAGCGGGAAGUGAAGGAUAAAUGCAAAGCAUUUAAAGAAAAAAUGUUAGCUUUCCAAUCCAAUUUGUCACAAAUAAUAAAGUACAAAGAAAUUUUUGAAUGCCUAGGUCUAAAAUGGGACUCACUGCAGCUGGAUGAAUUGCAAACUACAUUUUUUAAAAUUAAAAAUAGAAUAAAAGAGAAGACAAUACGUUUUGAUAAUGUUGUUAGGGAAUGUGAAAAGAUUCAAGCAUUGCUAAAUGAAAUCCAGACUGUGACAUCCACUGUAAGAAAAGAAGCUUGCAUCCUAAAAGAUAGCCCUAGCUCUUCUCCUGCUGAGAAUCUUAUAUCUGCACAGAUUCUAUUUCAGACAGUUCAACAGAUCUUGUACUUAACCCAGGAGGUAGCAAAUCAAAUAAACAAAAAUGAAGGCUUUGAUACAGCAUUCAAAGAAUCUAAGAAGAAAGAAAUAGAGAGCCUAGAGAAAGACAUUGAGGAAUUGAAUCAGUUUCUUCAAAACCUGGUCUCUGGUCUCCAGUGUGUAAACAAGGAAGUUAUCCAGAAUGAAAUAGAACAUAUAUUCCACUUCAUAGAGCAUAUUCAAUUAAAGCUCCAGCAGCCACUUAUGACAGACAUAAAAAUCAUGCAAUAUGAAAAGAUGCGAUGGGAAGCAAUUCAGAAUAUGAUGCAAGCAAAGUUUUCUGCUAUUAAAUGUAUAAAGGGAAAAGAGAAGGAAAAUCAAGAACAAAAAUCUUUUGCUGCUGUUAAAGAAGCAAAACUAGAGGCGCUGCAAGAUUAUGAAAUACAACUGAAGACAGACAUUGCUGCCCGUGUUAGUGCCCUGGAAGAGGCAUGUAAGACUUGUGAGCUUUAUACCGAGGCUGUUCAGAAAGCUGCCAUGUUCCUUGAGGACUAUGAAGCUCGAGUCAAGUCUGCCAAAGCAGAGCUCAGUAGCUCAGAGGAGGUCUGUCAGACUGCACAAUGGAAACAAGAAGAGUUCAACUCUGCAAAGGCUAACAUAGAAACCCUGUACUCCAAGCUGAAAAGCCUAGUGAAACCAGAAGACAACAUAUGUCUGGAAAAUACUUUAACAGAAUUAGCCAAUAAGAGUUUGGCCUUAAGGAAAAAGGCUCAAAGAAAGGAAGCUGAUGAACAAAGGUAUUUUGAAAAAUACAAAAGCUACACAGAAACCAAAGAUAAGGUGUGUGAUAACCUUAACAAACUGGAAAAGAUGCUUAAACAGUCUUUGUCUCAAAUACCAACGUCUUAUAAAGAAGCUUUGGAGCACUUAGAAGAAAGCAAGAUUUUAGUCUCCAACAUUGACUUGGCUGAAGAUGAUCUUGUGAAGCUGAGACAGGUCUCUGGAGAGCUGAUGCGACUGUGCAAGAGGAGGGACAGGGCACUGGGCAGGAUUGUAGCAGUGCUGUGGGAAAACUGGCUGGGUUUGCUUGAGGCAGCGAAAGGGCUGGAAAUUACCUGUGAAGAAUUAAAGCAGGAAUGGAAGUUCAUCAAUGAAGAGCUGGAACGAGAAACAAUAAUUCUUGAUAAGCUUCAGGAGGAACAGCCAGAAAGUCUUAAAGAAAAAGAAAAGGCAACCAGAGAGGAACUGGUGGAGUUACUAGAUUUUUUGAACUCAUUUGAGGAAAAUAUCAGCCAGCAAGAGCUCCUCUUACUCUUACUUCUUCACCGAAUAAGAAACAUCCUGAAUACAUCCGAAGAUUCUGAGGCAGAAGCUGCCCUUCCUGCCUUACGUGAGAUAAAGGCAAUGCAGGAUCGCUGUAAAAAGUUGUAUGAAAAGACUCAAGAGCAUAAGGAUUCUGUACAAGCUGAGAUUCGAGAGAGGAAUAAGAUCACUGAAGAAUUAAGUGCUGUAACAAACGCAUUACAGAAUGCUGCAUCUCUGUUAUUACAAGAUGCUACUGGAAAAGCAGGACAACUGGAGGAGGUUCAGAGUGUGAUUGAUAAAGAAAGUCAAACUUUAAAGGCUAUAAAAGAGAAACUUCAGAUCAAGUAUGCUGAAAUGCCUACACUAGUUCCUGCAGAGAUUGAAACACAGUUGGAGGACUGCAAGAAAGUAUUGGAAGACCUGGAAGAGAAGGUUAGCUUUGAAAUCUUGCAGAGCUCUCCUCAGUAUGUGCUGAAAAGCAAAGCAGAAAAUAUUAACAAUGGCCUCCAAGCUAUUGAAAAGAUGUUACAACAGAAGAGUGAAAACAUUGCAAAAGCCAAAGAAGUUCAGAAGCAAAUCUGGGAUAUGCUGGACCUUUGGCAUUACAAACUCAAUGAGCUGGAUGCGGAAGUGCAUGAUAUAGUAGAGCGGGAUUCCUGCCACGCACAGGAGUUGAUGGAUAUCUUAAUGACCCCCCUUCAGCAGUACCAACAGGUCUCACGACUUGCUGAGCGCAGAACUGCCAUUUUAAACAAGGCUGCCAACAAGAUGGAAGAAUAUGAUGAACUCGUGAAGAAUGUCAAAGUUUGGAUAGAAAACACCAAGUGCUUGCUAAGAGCAGAUGCUCAAAAUGACUCUGCAAAAAGCUUACGCAAAUACACUGAUGAACUUCAGAUGGCUUUGGAAGACUCGGAGCAAAAGCAAAAUCUUUUGCACAGUGUUUACUUGGAGCUGGAAGAACUAACACCAAUCUUUGAAACAGACAAUAUAAUGCAACAGCUAAAUGAAAUAGAUGAUCAAGUAGCAACUUUACAACAUGAGAUAGCAGAGAUUCUUCCACAGAUCCAGCAUGUGGCUGAUGAAUUGGAUGCCAUUGAAUCUCGCAUGAGAGUGUUUGAGAAGGACAUGGCCAAAAUGAAGACAAUCCUGUCAUCAGAAGAUCUGUUAGAAUUUUCUCCUAAAGACCAACUUAAACAUGGACAGGUUAUACUUGACCAUGUCGGCCCCAUGCAGAAGACCAUUGUUCGUAUACAGUCUUAUGAAGAAGCACUUCAGCUACCAGGGGUGAAAAUGCAACCUUUUUCAGUGUUCCAAAGAGCAAGACAACUCUUGAGAGAAUUGAAGAGAUUAGAAAAAAUUACUAAGGAACAAAAUGACCUGCUAGAGGAAGCUGUAAAGCAAACAGAAGAAUGUGAGCAAGAAAUCGAAAAGUUGAAACAAUUCUUAAAGAACCACAUGGCUGAAAAAUCACAAGAAGAUCAACCACUGUCUCAGAAGGUUAAUUGUGCAGAGGGGGAAAUAGAAGCUGUAAAAGAAGAAAUUCUAAAGCUGUGCCAAAAAAAGGAAGAUAUCCUUACUGGCAUGAAGAAUUCAAUGUCUGAGCUUCACCAGCGCUUACAGCAAGAAGUGCCUGAAUCAGGAGAUGAACCCACAGCCUCUGUAUUAGCACAAACUGACUUGAUUUGGACUGAUGUUUCUGGUCAGCAGUUGAAAAAAAGAGGAAUGAUGCCUCUUCUGCCUUCCUUAGAUGAAGAAUCAGAAGACUAUUCUUUCCACAGCAAGGGAAGUACAGCUGCAGAGAAAGAUGCAGGGUUUUGGCCUUCAGAAAGACAUGAUGAAAGACACAAAGAAGACAGUGCAACCUCCUGGUCUUCUGGUACCUUGUCGGAUGGCAUCAUUCAGGAUGCUGAUGAGAUAAUGGAAUCACAGAGUAAACAUGAUGAAGAAACAUCUGCGCAGACUUUGCAGAGCACUGAAGGGCCUGGCAUUGGUGAUGGCAGUCAGGCUAUGAGUGAGAAGCUACCUCCUGCUCCCAGCACCAUACAAGGCUCUCCAGGAGAAGUAGGACAGUCAGAGGAAGCAGUGGAUUGUGGUAGGCCAGAAACAAUCCUCCAGAUGUUCCAGGCCCAGGUUGCCGAGCUGGAACAAAGGCUAGCCAAAACUAAGGUGUCCCUGGCGUCAGUCCGGCAGACCUCUGAAAUGCAAGUGGUGGAACUGGAGCUUGCUGAUUGCCAGGCGGUGUUGUCAGAGAUUGAACAAAAGAUCGUUUCUUUAAUGGAAGAUUGUGGAGAUGAUAUAGACUACCAAGAAGAGUCAGAGGCUACUUCCUUGAGGCUGAAGGAAGUGAAGUGCAUUUUGGAGGAAGUCCAGAUGAUGUUGCAGGAAAAAGGCAACGCAGAACAGGAUCUGAAAGUGAAAGCAACUGAACAGAAAAGCCUUGUUGACUUCAUCGAGUCGUGCGUGGAAAAAAUGCAGCUGCAGUUUGAGGACAGCGAGACUCAGAAAUUAGAAUCAAGCAAUGGAGAAUCUGAUCCAAAGAUCAAGCAGACUGAUGUUGCCUUAGCUCCAAAGGACCAGACGGGUAAUAAAUGGCAAUAUUUACAACAAGAGCUGUCCUCUAAGAUGAAAUCUCCUCUCUGCCAGCUCGUGGAACCUCAGAUUAUAACCAAGAUGAACAUGCUGUCCCGGGGCACGUUUGCUAGAACAGGAACCCCAACUGUGGAGGAACUGAAAACUUACACUGUCCAACUGGGAGACCUAAGCCAAGAAGCAAAUGUGGUGCACGCAGAGGAUAAUGUGGCAGAGGAAGUCUCUUCCAAUCUGAUGAGAAAACUGUUUGAGCUGCUUCUGGCAAUCAGCAGAUGUUUGAAUAACAUGGAGGAGAUGUUAAACACCUCAGUCCUGUCCACUGAAGAGGCAGCCGUGCAGCAGGCUCUUUAUAAGACAUUUUCACUGGAGCUGCAAAAUCUUCACACUUAUCUGAGUGAUAAAAAGGAUGAUCUUCUAAAGUCUAUUAGCUGUGCUGGUGGGAGCACAGAUGUGUUCUGCGAGUGCUUUAACAACUUGCAGGCACGGCUGGAACAAACUCAGGCUGCCACUGCUUCAAGGAGCAGCUCAAUGAAAGCUGAGCUGGAUCAUAAUACCAAUUAUCAGAAUGAAAUCAGGCUGCUCUAUGAUCAGUUAACUAAGAAAAAAGCUACUCUGCAACAAUGCUUGAAUGCAAUAUGUGGAUAUAACGUCUCUGAACAGUAUCAGAAAACAGAUGCCUGUGCUUUGGAGCUACAAGACUUUGAAAACCAAGUAGCAAAAUUGAGAGGACAUGGGGAAAGAUUUCAGUUACCUACCACUUUAAUCCAGCAAGCUUAUAAAUUAGAGGAUGUUUUGGAUGACAUGUGGGGUAUUCUGAAAGCAAAGUACAUGGAGCUGAACUCUCCUUCCAUCAGUGAGAACCAGUACGAGGACUUACUUCGUGGAUUUGCAGAGCUGGUAGCUAUUGGACAAGAGAAGGUUGCACAAGAUCCAAAGGAGCUAACAAAAAGCAGAGCAGGCCUACAGUCUCACCUGGAAAAUCACAAGGCCUUUUUCCACAACCUCAUGGCCCACAUGGUUUUCAUGCAAGCGAUUUCCAAGAAAGUGGCCCCCUCCAUCCUGCAAAAAAGAGAGGAAUUCUGGACAGAGCUGGUGAAUGAAGUCAAGUUGCUGGAGCAGAAGGCCUGCCAGUAUGGUUUUCACUUAGAGAGCCUGUUACAGGGAUGGAUGGAAUUUGAUGAUGAAUGUCUGGUUUUCAAUAAGGAGUUAGAGGCACUUGCCUCUUCAUUGCCUUCUGUGAAUUUGGUUGAAGAAACUGAAGACCGAUUAGUGGAUAGGAUUGCAGUUCUACAGCAAAUGAAAAGCAGUGUUGAUGAAAAGCAUGCCAGGCUGUACCAGAUGGUGAAAGAAGGGAAGAAAUUGCUGACUGCUGUGAGCUGUCCAGAAAUAAGAAGCCAGAUUGGGAAGCUAGAAGAGCAGUGGUUGUCUUUAACCAAAAAGGUUGGCCAUGAACUACACCGACUUCAGACCUUACUGAAACUCUUGGUCAGCUACAAGAGAGACUCAGAGGAAUUAAUGAAAUGGCUGGAUUCUGCUCGGCAGAGAAUGAACUUUUGGAAGGAGCAGUCUCUCAAUGUAUCACAGGAUCUUCCCACCAUCAGGGAUAACAUUAACAGUUUGUUUACAUUUUGUAAGGAAGCUGAUGAAAAAUCUUCCUUGAAGUCAUCUGUGGUGAGCACUGCCAACCAGCUCUUUCACGUGAAGCGAGCUGAUACCGCAGCACUUAGGUCAUCCUUGGCAAAGAUUGAACAAAAAUGGGGAGAGCUGAUUACACAGCUCCCAGCCAUCCAAGAAAAACUUCAUCAGCUUCAGAUGGAAAAACUUUCAUCACGGGAAGCUAUUGCUGAACUACUGACCUGGCUGGACCAUGUGGAACAACAGCAUGGACAUGAGGAGCCGAUAAAUCCACAAUGUAGUGCUGCCCAAGUCAGGAGCCUCCUUGAGAAGUACAAGGAAUAUAUGAUGGAAAUGAACUUUAAACAGACGAUGGUAGAUUUUGUUAACCAGUCACUCUUGCAGAUGAGCACUUGUGAUGUGGAAAGCAAGCGUUACGAAAGGACAGAAUUUGCCGAGUGUCUUGGAGAGAUGAACCUGCGAUGGCACAGACUGCAGGCAUCUCUGAACAGAAAGAUACAAGACCUGGAACACAUUUUUGAGGAUAUUACUGAAAAUGAGAACAAAGCACAGACUCUAUGCAACUGGUUGGAAGCUCAGAGUGAUCGACUGAGACCUCUACAAACCCCGGCAAGUCUGAUCUCUGCACAGAACACAUUAGAUGAUUGCAAGGAGCUAGAAAAUCAACUCACCGCUAAAUCCAAAACUCUUGAUGAGCUCAAACAGAGUUUGGCUUUGAAUGUUAGUGCGGAACAAACGCCAGAAGCUCUGCCUCCCAGGAUAGCUGAGCUGUGUGAGAUGAUGGACAGCACUGUAAGCCAGGUUGCACAAUUAAAGACAUCAAUGCAGUCAAUACUGGAGCAAUGGAGAGCGUAUGAUGAAAUUUAUAUGGAAGUCAGCCUGAUGACAACAAGGUAUUUGUACUGCAUAGAGCAGUGCAAACCUUCUGUGGUGUCAGUGGACACUUUGAAAAACCAGGUCAAAACUCUUCAGUCUCUUCAAGAUGAAUCUGAGGUCAGUGAAGAAAGUUGGGCCAAACUCCAUGCUGCUGCCAGUAAGCUGAAGAAGAACUGCUCACCCUCCUUUGCAGAGAUUAUUCAACAGAAGUGCACAGAGGCACACGCUAGGUGGAACUUGGUAAAUGAAGAUCUCACAGAUCAACUGCGGGCAGCCCAAGCAACCCUACAGCUUUUGGAGCCCCUUGAUACUUCAUGCACUGAGGCAGCAGCCAAGUUAAGACAGCUCGAAGAGCAAUGCACUCGGCUCUUGGAUGCUCGUGUGCCUCAGGAAGACACUAUAGAAACCCUGAAACGGAGGAUACAGGAUCUAAAGAAUUUACAGCAUGGCCUUGUAGACACACUAGUAUUUCGUACUGAGAUUUCUUCACAGGCUGAUUGCAUAAAACAGCAGGCUGGGACAGCUGCGUGGUCCUUUCUGUUGGAGAAGCUCCAGCCACUCCAGAAAGCAUCCUAUUUGAAAGAGAUGUUGCAGAGGAAGAUAAAUGAAUUUGAGUGCAAUCUUUUACAACUGGAGGAUUUCCAGAGCUCCCUUGAAGUGCUGGAGGGUCGUGUCAAGAACUGCACUGACAACUUCGAUAGUUGCUGCCUAGAAGGAGAAACAGACAACUCAGAAUUGCUUGUGGCUUACACACUGGAGCUUGCUGCACUUUCUCCAAGCAUAGAGAGUUUGAAUGAAGCAAGCGUUAAGGUGCCACUCAGUGACUUUGCCCUGAAGAAAAUUCAGACCCUGACUUGGCAGUGGAGUCAGAAAACAGCAGCUGCUCUGGAACGCUGCAGUGAGUUGCAGGGAAAUCAGAACGAUGAAAAGAAAUUCUUUCAGAAAUGUGAAAACUGGAUGAAAUUCCUAGAAAAAAUGAAAGAAGCGUUAAAAGCAGAUAUUGCAGGACAGUUGGAAGAACUGCAGGAUCAGCAGAGAGUAUAUGAGAUGCUGCAAACUGAGAUUUCCAUAAAUCAGCAGACAUUUAACUCUAUUAUAGCAAAAGUUCUACUCUCCUUCGAAUCUGGAGAAGCAGAGCAAAGAAAAGACUUUAUUUCCAAGCUCACUUUGCUGAAAGAGCAGUGGCAGAAUGUUACACGAAUGGUUCAGCAGAGGAAGAAAGAUAUUGAUGGACUUGUGAGCCAGUGGCGGCUCUUUAGGAGUUCCCUGCAGAGUCUCUUCAGUUUGCUUGCUGAUACAAACAGCUUCCUCGUAGCUGUGAGAAGCCAGGACUGCAAUAGCGUUUCCCAGCUUAGAAAUCUAAUUCAUGAUUUCAAGAGUAAGGCGGUGAUUCUUCAGAGGUGGCAAGCCACAUACUCCUUAACCAUUGACGUUGGAGGCAAGUUACGCACUGUCUCCAAUCCUGAGACCAGCGCCGUUCUCCAGGAGGACCUCAGACAGUUAGAGCAGAGUUGGGGGGACACCUGGGUCCUGCUGGAGAAGACAAAGACGCAACUCAGCAAUGCACUACAGACUUGGGACUGCUGUGAAAAGCAAAUCAAGGAAUUGGAAAGCAGGCUACGAGAGCUGAAGGAGAAAGUAAAAGAUCCACUUCCAGUUGAACAUGAAGAGCUCUAUAAAGCUAAGGAACGCAUUAAGGAGCUGGAGCAGUCGCUGGCAGACUGGGCUCACAGCAUGAAGGAGCUGCAGGCCAUGAAGGUGGAGGUGGCUCACUACAUCCUUGCGGAGGACAUGAUGGUGCUCCAGGAACAAGUUGAACAUCUGCACAGACAGUGGGAAGAGCUCUGCUUGCGAGUGUCUCUGCGUAAGCAGGAGAUCGAGGAGAGACUCAAUGCCUGGGUUGCGUUCGAUGCGAAGAAUAAGGACCUGUGUUCCUGGCUGGUGCAAAUGGAAAGCAAAGUAUUACAGACUGCAGAUGUUAGCGUCGAAGACAUGAUAGACAAAUUGCAGAAGGAUUGCAUGGAAGAAAUAAACCUAUUUAGUGAAAAUAAGCUUCACUUGAAGCAAAUGGGUGAUCAGCUAAGAAAAGCUAGCAACGAGAGCCGAGUUGCCGAAAUAGAUGAUAAACUCAACAAAAUCAAUGAUCGCUGGCAACAUCUCUUGGAUGCCAUUGGAGCACGGGUGAAGAAACUGAAGGAAACACUGGCUUUUAUACAACUUUUGGACAAAAACAUGAGUAACCUUCGCACCUGGUUGGCCCGGAUUGAGUCUGAGCUUUCUAAGCCUGUUGUAUAUGACAUCUGCGAUGACCAGGAAAUCCAGAAGAGACUGGCAGAGCAGCAGGAUCUACAACGAGACAUAGAGCAGCAAACGGAACGGGUGGAAUCAGUGUUUAAUAUUUGUGAAGUCCUGCUCCACGACUCGGAUGCGUGUGCUAAUGAGACAGAGUGUGAUUCCAUCCAGCAAACUAGAAGGAGUUUGGACAGACGGUGGAGAAACAUUUGUGCCAUGUCUAUGGAAAGGCGAAUGAAAAUCGAGGAAACCUGGCGCUUGUGGCAGAGGUUUUUGGACGACUAUUCUCGCUUUGAAGAUUGGUUAAAAUCAUCUGAAAUCAUUGCAGCUAGGCCUAAUUCUUCAGAGGUUUUGUACACACACGCAAAGGAGGAGUUGAAGAAAUUUGAGGCAUUCCAACGGCACAUUCAUGAACGACUCACUCAGUUGGAGCUGAUCAAUAAGCAGUACAGGCGCCUUGCCCGCGAAAACCGCACCGACUCAGCCAGCAAAUUGAAGCAGAUGGUACAUGAAGGCAACCAGCGCUGGGAUAAUCUGCAGAAGCGAGUUGCUGCCAUUUUGAGGAGACUCAAGCACUUCACCAACAGGAGAGAUGAGUUCGAGGGGACGAGGGAAAGCAUUGUUGUUUGGCUCACAGAAAUGGACCUCCAGCUGACCAAUGUGGAGCACUUCUCAAAAAGUAACUUUGAUGACAAAAUGCGCCAGUUAAACGGUUUCCAGCAGGAAAUAACACUAAACACCAAUAAGAUUGAUCAGUUAAUCGUUUUUGGGGAGCAGUUGAUUCAGAAGAGUGAGCCUUUAGAUGCUAUCCUGAUUGAAGACGAAUUGGAAGAACUUCAUCGAUACUGUCAGGAAGUGUUUGGGCGAGUCGCCCGGUUCCAUCAACGACUGACUUCGAGACAUCCUGGAUUGGAUGAUGAAAAAGAGACCUCUGAAAAUGAGACAGAUCCAGAAGACUCCAGAGAAAUCCAGAAUGAUCCUUGGCAUAAGAAGGCCAUCAACGAUGGGCCCUCUUCAACCCAGUCUCUUUGCCACCUUGUGCCCCCUACUCAACGCCAUGAAAGAUCAGGCUGUGAAACCCCUGUCAGUGUUGACUCCAUCCCGCUUGAGUGGGAUCACACAGGUGAUGUGGGAGGUUCUUCCUCUCAUGAAGACGAAGAAGAAGCAACAUACUACAGUGCACUUUCAGAUGUAGAAAUCACUGAAAAUCCUGAGGCAUAUCUUAAAAUGACCACAAAAACUUUGAAAGCAUCUUCUGGAAAGUCUGCUUCAGAAGGUCAUCCUUGGCAUUCUCCAGGUAGCCCGGUCUGCAGGAAACACCCAAGCAAACAGGCAGAGAUGGAUGGAAAUGCGUUGUCUGGUCCAGAGACAAGUACUCCCUAUAAGCCAGACUAUAUGAAGCAGCUCAGCUCUGCAAGCAGCAGCAGCGUCAACAAGGAGAAAAGUACAUCUGCUACCAUGAGCGAUGAAGAACCGCAAGAUGACCAAGAGCUUGUGAAUAUAGCAGCUGCAGAGAAGCAGUCAGGAAUUAUGGAAAGGUGGGAGCUCAUCCAAGCUCAAGACCUCAGAAACAAACUCAGAAUGAAACAGAAAUUGCAGCAGUGGCAGCAGCUGAACUCGGAUCUUAGUGACAUCUCUGCUUGGCUUGAUAAAACUGAGAAAGAACUGGAAGAGCUGCAAAAAGUGAAACCUCCACCCAGCAUGGAGGCAUUGGAACAAAGCGUCAAGAAAUUGAAAGACUUGCUUAAAGCAUUUGAUAACUACAAGACAGUGGUCCUUUCCAUUAACCUGAACAGCAAGGAAUUCCAGAAAGCAGAUAGCACAGAGUUCAAAGAGCUUCAGAACAGGCUUUGGAAGGUGGACUUGCAUUGGGACAAAGCAACUCAUGCACUGAACAACUGGAGGAAAAAGUUGCAACAAGCCCUACUGCAUUGCCAGGACUUCCAUGAUCAGAGCCAAAAGCUAAUCCUGUGGGUAGCAAGUGCUGAUAGCCGAAGGAAAGCAGCGCAAGUCACAGAUCCAAAUGCUGACCUCAGUACAAUACAGGAAUGCCAAAAGGAGUUAAUGCAACUGGAGAAAGAGCUGCUGGAACAACAGCUUAAGGUGAACUCACUUCAAGAACUCACUGCUCACCUGCUUCUUAAAUCACCUGGUGAUUUCAGUGAAGUUGAUGAGAAGGUCCACAUAACUGCAAGGAAACUGAAACAGCUUAUUGAACAAGUUUCCUGUGACUUAAAAACAAUGCAAAGAAAUCUGGAUAGCAGAAGAUUCCUGCUAGUUCCAGAUGACUUGGACUCAGGAGCUUAUAAUCCAGCCGCAGAGAAAUCCAGCCCUGCUGUAAAGAAGAUCACCGAAAGGGGAACCACAGAUGGCAGCAACAGCAGCAGCACAAGAGGUGAAAGCUGUCUACAACCUAAUCGAGCAACAUCUCAAUCUCCCCCCUUCUUCCGACGUGUAUUACGAGCAGCUUUACCAUUUCAGUUGUUCUUUCUACUGCUUUUACUUCUGGCUUGCAUGGUUCCAUCUUGUGAGGAAGACUACAGCUGCACCAAGAAAAACAACGUCAUGCAUUCUUUCCAUCUCAUGCUGCAAUACCCCAACGGGCCUCCACCAACUUAG
Molecule: messenger RNA, 20961 nt
Organism: Cuculus canorus (common cuckoo)
Lineage: Eukaryota; Metazoa; Chordata; Aves; Cuculiformes; Cuculidae
Gene: SYNE2
Product: spectrin repeat containing nuclear envelope protein 2
Exons: 116
Coding region: 16-20961 (6981 amino acids)
Cellular component (GO): membrane
Molecular function (GO): protein binding
Source: RefSeq, a predicted model, not a curated record